AUGAAACCCUCGGACCCGGAUUUCCCGUUUGAACUGGACAGCCUGCAAUGUACCCUGACUGUCCCGACGUCCUACCCCGACAAUGGAAAGCCCACCGUCCGGGUUGGCAAUGCCGAAAUGCCACGAGGCUACCAGAUCAACGUCGAAAAGGGAUUCGACAGCCUUGUCGAGCAGGCUCCGGGCAGGACACUGUUGGCCUUGCUCAACGACCUGGACAAAGGUCUUGAGAAGUUUUUGACGGCGGAAAAGGCCAAGACCAUCAAGAUCGUAGCGAAUACCGACAAGAGCGUCAAGCCUCCUCCACCGGUCAAGCAGGCGACUCCGGUUCCUUCGGCACCAAUUGCACCAGCACCGACACCGGCUCCAGGACCUCCUCCGCCACCCUCCUGGACACGGCAGCAGACAAUCGAUGCACUGGCCAAGAGACAGGCGGAUCUCCGUCAAUUGGAAGCUCGCAUGGGCCGGGUACCGAAUUUCUCCAAAAGCGCUGAUGGCACAAGGUUCAACAUCCCCGUGCAGAUCGCCAACCCCGGUUGGCUUCCUCUGUCGUUGCAGUCUGUCAAAGAAGUCACCUUGAUCGUGUCCAAGCUGUACAAUCUGGAGCCCCCUACGGUCCAGUUAAAGGGUGUCGCCGGUGCGGAAGCGGACAGCGUCCGACUGGCAUUCGAGAGACAUGCUCGAGAACAUUCCGACAUGACAUUGAUGGCGCAUAUCAACCACCUGAUCCAGAACAUCCACACAAUGGCUACGGAAGAGAUCAAGACAACUCCCCCUUCCGUUGCUUCGGUGUCUGAAACACGGGCCCACGAGGAGCCCAACAACGUGUCAGCCGGCGAAGAAGAAACUGGCCCUGACGAGACAACAUUGGACCCCGAACGGCCGCACCUCAAAGUCAUUCCGCGACCUCCAGAAUGGAACCGGCACGACUCAGCAUCGGAGUACGACUGCGACUCCGACUCCGACAUAUCCUACGAGACCGAUGACAACGACAACACCCAUUCUGAAGCCGACCAGGAAGAAGACGAGGCGGCCGAGCACGACGGCGGUGCUACGCUUCCAGCAGCAGCGACAUCGACAUCGACAUCAACAUCAUCCGAGAAAGGGAUCAUCCUAUCCUUUCCCAACCUUGAACUGCACAACAUCGAGCUCCUAGUGCUGGUCUCCCUAUCGCUCUCGGUGAAAUGCAUGCGCUGCAAAUCCGCACUAGACAUCACCAACGUCAAACCCAGCAACGCACUGCCCUCCACCAACAAGCCAGCCACAACAAGCACUUCAUCAUCGACUCCAGCGACGUCCAGCGUGCGUGCCGAAACCUGUCUGAAAUGCACCACACCAUUCACCCUCAGCUACACGUCGAGUCCGCUGCACGCCCACUGGGUGCGCGCCGGCACCGUGGAGCUGACGGGAUGCACGAUCGCCGACCUUCUGCCCAGCACGUUCCAACCGACGUGUUCGUCCUGCUCCACAACCUUCCCCGUGCCACCCGGAAUGAUCUCCGUGCGCGGCGAUACGCCCAUCCAAGUCUGUCGAGCGUGCCACGCCAAAAUGACCUUCACCAUCCCCGAAGUCAAGUUCCUGCGCGUCUCGCAUCCCAGUACGGCUGGUGCUGAAGCGUUGCCGCUGCGUCGCCGCCCCAAAAAGGAAAUGCUGGGCAUCUCCGCCGGCACACCGCUGCCCGCGAACGGCGCGUGCCCGCACUACCGCCACAGUUAUCGCUGGUUCCGCUUCGGCUGCUGCGGCCGCGUCUACCCGUGCGACCGGUGCCACGAUGCCGCGGAGGCCCAUGUCAACGACCAUGCCGACCGCAUGAUCUGUGGCUGGUGUAGUCGCGAACAGCGCUUCCGGCCGGAGGACUGUGUCGUCUGUGGUAGGAGCGUGGUCAGGAAGAGAAAAGCUGCCCGCGCCGGCUUCUGGGAGGGUGGUCGGGGGACGCGCGAGAAGGGGUUGAUGAGUAGGAAGGAGCCGAGGAAAUAUAAACGGCCUCCUGGAGGGACGUUGGCUGCGAAGAAGAAGAAGAAGGAUGAAUGA
This is a messenger RNA of Capronia coronata CBS 617.96, 2028 nucleotides long. RefSeq lists its product as uncharacterized. Lineage: Eukaryota; Fungi; Ascomycota; Eurotiomycetes; Chaetothyriales; Herpotrichiellaceae. Gene Ontology annotation, molecular function: zinc ion binding. The transcript has a single exon. The coding region runs from base 1 to 2028 and encodes 675 amino acids. The record is from RefSeq and is a predicted model, not a curated record.